GCCAUGUUAGUGUAUCAGCUGAAUAAAACGGGACUUUGGAAGCCUAGUUUAUUAUACAGUAGCAGUCUACGAAGAACAGUAUAACGAUUUCCUUCCACUUUCUUCGUACCGCUGAUACACAGAUUCCCUUUGUCACCGCGUCUGUUUAUAUCUGUAGGCAAUAAUUCUAAUAAAAAUUUGUGUUGCAAGAAUGUUUUUGUCUUGGUUGAUUAUUUUAGUUGCCACGGCCAUCUGCCUGAUCCAUGUUGUAUCCGUGUGGAGUAUGAACAUCGACGCGUAUGAUUGUAUAGGAGGUCCGACAGACUUUCGCUGUAACGACGGGCGGUGCAUCUUGAAGAAAUGGGUGUGCGAUGGAAGCAAAGAGUGUCCAGACGGCAGUGAUGAACAGGAUUGCCCGGGCCGUGCUUGUACUCCUCAUCAACACGCUUGUGAGCUGUCGCGAUGUAUUCCCUUGGAAUGGCGCUGUGAUGGCCGGAAUGAUUGCGAAGAUGGGACAGAUGAAAAUCCGACCUAUUGCGCCCAGGCCUGUCCUCCUGCCUACUGGAAGUGCGCAAAAAGCCAGAUGUGCAUCCCACAACACUGGCGCUGCGACCUUGCCGCUGACUGUCCGGAUCGCGAAGACGAGGAUAUGUGCCCACAUCUGUAGAUAACUUAUUUACGGGAUUAUAACGCUAAAAGUUCAGAUUAAUUUUGUCGAAUAUACAAUAAUUUUACAGUGGAUAUAUGCAUGCUCUAGCGCGCAGCCCAUUAUGGUUUAUGUUUAAAUUUGCAUCCUUUUUACGGAGUACAAUACAUUACUAGUACAUAUUGCAGUAUUUUCAACAAGCAAUCGCUCAUAAUAACUGCUUAACUGCCUUUUGCUGACCCAAAACUGUACUCAAGGGGUUAACAGUAUUAACCCCUUGAGUACAGUUUUGGCUGACCUAAUACCCAUGCCGCAAGGCACGUACUGUCCCAUGCUCACCGUUUAAGAUUGUGAGUUAUCUCAAUCUCUUCAUUAUU
Paramacrobiotus metropolitanus is the source of this 1002-nucleotide messenger RNA. RefSeq names its product low-density lipoprotein receptor-like. Gene Ontology annotation, cellular component: plasma membrane. The transcript has 3 exons. The record is from RefSeq and is a predicted model, not a curated record. NCBI's taxonomy places the organism in Eukaryota, Metazoa, Tardigrada, Eutardigrada, Parachela, Macrobiotidae. Gene Ontology annotation, molecular function: protein binding. The coding region runs from base 191 to 646 and encodes 151 amino acids.